Cajanus cajan (pigeon pea) is the source of this 804-nucleotide messenger RNA. Lineage: Eukaryota; Viridiplantae; Streptophyta; Magnoliopsida; Fabales; Fabaceae. The record is from RefSeq and is a predicted model, not a curated record.
AUGGUUAGGAAGCUAGAGAAGACUUCUAAAGAGGAGUUUCCAUCAUUCAUCUUCUCUCUUCCGCCUCCAAACCCCUUCUCCCGCCAACUCUUUCACCCGAAGCAACUCAUCUCUGACAAGGAAGACGCCGCCAACAACUUUUCCCGAGGCCACUACACAGUCAGCAAGGAGAUCGUAGAUCUGUGCCUAAAUCACAUCCGCAAGCUCGCUAACAACUGCACCGGCCUCCAGGGCUUCCUCGUCUUCAAUGUCAUGGGCGGCGGCACCAGGUCUGGCCUCGGCUCCCUCCUGCUCAAGUGUCUCUCCGUGGAUUACGGUAAAAAAUCCAAACUGGGCUUCACCAUUUACCCUUCCCCUCAGGUCUCAACUGCCGUGGUGGAACCCUACAAUAACGUCCUCUCCACCCACUCCCUCCUCGAACACACCGACGUUGCCGUCCUCCUCGACAACGAAGCCAUCUACGACAUCUGUCGGAGAUCCCUCGACAUCGAGAGACCCACCUACACCAUCUGUUCUGGUAAGACUGGAGCUUUUGCCCUUCCCAUAUUGCAUGCUCUCUUAGAAGAACCACGCCCAAAUAAUUUCUUUGCUUGUGUGUUGUCUCCCACCAGAGAGCUUGCUAUUCAAAUUGCUGACCAGUUUGAAGCUCUAGGUUCUGAAAUUGGUGUCAAGUGUGCUAUGCUUGUUGGAGGAAUUGACAUGGUACAACAAUCCAUCAAGAUAGCAAAGCAACCUCACAUUAUUGUAAGUGUUACUGUUGCUGAUAAGAAUGUUUUGAUUUCAUUUGUUUCUUUAAUUCAAUAG